Molecule: messenger RNA, 2139 nt
Organism: Ornithodoros turicata
Lineage: Eukaryota; Metazoa; Arthropoda; Arachnida; Ixodida; Argasidae
Exons: 1
Coding region: 1-2139 (712 amino acids)
Molecular function (GO): RNA-DNA hybrid ribonuclease activity; nucleic acid binding
Source: RefSeq, a predicted model, not a curated record
AUGGAGCGCAUCAUUAAUAACCGACUCAAAUGGUACCUUGAAGAAAACAAAAGCUUACCAGAACAACUUGCUGGAUUUCGUCGAGCGCGGUGCACAGUGGAUUGCGUGAUAGACUUAGUCACAUACGUUCAACAAGCAAAAGCCAAUAAGCUUAUUGUAAUAGCAGUUUUCCUAGAUAUUCGAAGGGCCUUCGACACAGCCAGCCACGCGCACAUACUCGCAGCCCUACUGGAGCUGGGAGUCGAUGGCAAAACUAUCCGAUGGAUUGAGCACUACCUGACCGGGAGAACAAUCUUCAUGAGAACGAAUAAGGGAGAUUCUCACCGCCACCAGACAUCUCAGGGGGUUCCUCAAGGUGGAGUUCUCAGCCCCACUCUCUUUAACGUCCUGAUGGCUCAGAUUAUCAAAGUACUGCCGUCUACAGUACAGUGCACGGUAUAUGCAGAUGAUAUCUGCUUCUGGGCAAGUGGUAUACAGGCAAGACACCCGAAGAGCAAGCUCCAGUACGCCCUGACAUUGAUUGAGCUCUUCCUUGAAGAGAGAGCGAUGGAUCUAUCUCCGGAGAAAACAGUGUACCUGCCAUUCACUGCUAAACGAUUACCAAAGUUUGAAUUAACACUUCAAGGGAAGCCAGUCAAGCGUGUAACAAAACACAAGUUCCUCGGCAUACAACUUAAUAGAAAUCUAACCUGGACAGACGAAAUAGAGCGCAUACGUAUCCGGACCAAACCAUAUCUUAAUAUCAUACGAGCACUGGGAGGAUACCGAUCAGGAAACACCACAGCUCUUCGCACUCUUCACCGUUCCCUAAUCAGACAAACCUUGUCAUACAGCCUCCCUGUCAUCCAUGGUCUCUCGCCCUUUCAAGAGAAGAAGCUUCAGUCUAUCAUCGCUCAAAGUCAGCGCACCAUACUUGGGCUACCAAGACUGACGCGAACAAAUCUGGUCCUUGCAGAAGCUAGGGAACCUCCAAUAAAAGUUCUCCGCGACCAGGAGUCUCAAAGACACAUCAUUCGACUGAUCACCAGACAUAGUUCUCAUCCUCUAGUAUCCAAGCUUCAACAGCGAAACCGUUCAACAUUACACACAUGCUUUCACGACCUUGCUCAGAAUCUCCCCAGACAUCGAAUGAAGGACUUCCACCGACCCUUUCCUCCUUGGACACUUCAACCUGUCCCAACAGCUCUAGAUAUUCCUGGUAUCAAAAAGAAAAUGGACACACCGGCAGUUGUUCUGAAGAUGUCAACGAUCGCCUAUCUUCACGACUUUUACUCAGAGGCUGAGAAGAUGUUUACGGACGGGUCAUGUACCGACACAGGAUCCUCUAGUGCCAUACACUGUGCGUCUUUCACAGAAGGCUAUAGGUUCUCACACAGGACCUCCUCAACAAACGCAGAGCUCUACGCUAUAUACAAGGCAUUCAAAUAUAUCAGCACAACAGACAACCCCAUCUGGAUAACCUGCACAGACUCGAAACCUGCAAUCCAAUCGCUACAAUUCCCGGACAUGAACAACUCCCUAGUCUACAAAAUUUAUGUUGCCCAUCAAGAUAUAGUUAAUAGUGGAAAAACAGUUACGCUCCAGUGGGUUCCCUCCCAUUGUGGCAUACCAGGAAACGAAACUGCGGACGCCACAGCAAGAAUGGCUCACAGCCAAGCAACUGUGUCGUCCAUACCGUUCACACCAGAUGAUGCGAAAUGUCUCCUCACUCGAACUACUAAGGAAAAAUCAGUCAAACUGUGGAAAUCCUAUCUUCGUUCAUCAGGCUACUUAACCUUCAUAGACCCAGACCUAGCCUUUACGCCUCCACGGAACGUACCACGAAGCUUACAGACAGCCCUCCACCGAACUCGCCUGGGUGUGCCACUAACCAACAGUGUUGUGAAUCGCUACAGACCAUCGGCCUCCACUGACUGCCCUACGUGUGGCACCACUGAAGACACACUACACAUAAUAAUGCAGUGCCAAAAGUACUCUACAGAACGAUCAAGGCUUGAGAGCACGCUCGCUAAGCUGGAUGAUCGACCUCUUUCUUUCGUGAAGAUCAUUGGAGCCUGGCAAAAUGAAUCGCAUCAGACGGCCGCAUUAACAGCAUUCUGCAACUAUUUAAAAGACUCCCGUAUUAUCACCCGUUACUAA